Messenger RNA from Fusarium coffeatum, 807 nucleotides. RefSeq lists its product as uncharacterized. The record is from RefSeq and is a predicted model, not a curated record. The coding region runs from base 1 to 807 and encodes 268 amino acids. The transcript is spliced from 2 exons. Gene Ontology annotation, biological process: regulation of DNA-templated transcription. Lineage: Eukaryota; Fungi; Ascomycota; Sordariomycetes; Hypocreales; Nectriaceae.
AUGGCGCCUCAAAAUCAAUUAGGGAAACGCGUGAAACUUACGCAGGUUCGCCGACCUUUUAUCGUAGGAAGUACAGCGAAACCAUUCUCCGAGACGAAUCCGCGACCGGCAGGAAUACCUGAUAACCACACGCAUUCCUGGCAGGUUUUUGUGAAAGGUCUCGAUGACACUGAUAUCACAUACUGGCUGCGCCGAGUGCAAUUCAAGCUUCACGAAUCUAUCCCGAACUAUGUGCGAAUGGUGGAGGGUGAACCUGGAAAGCCUUUCAUAGUCGAAGAAACGGGCUGGGGAGAGUUCGACAUCACGAUCAAGCUCUAUUAUGUCAACGAUUCGGGGGAGAAGCCCCAAACAUUAUACCAUUACCUCCGUCUACAUCCAUACGGCCGGAACGAAGAAGAGAAGCAAGCUAUGAUCGCUUCUAACGGAGAGAUCCGGUCUUGGUCUUACGAAGAACAGCUCUUCAACGAACCUUACGAAGUCUUCUACAACCUCCUUACCCAAGGCGCUGUACCGAAAGGAUGGAAGCCUAGCGGCGGUAAGGGCAAGGGCAAAACACGCGCACCACCACCUUUCCCGACGGACAACAACGAAGUUUGGGAACACUCGGCAAUGAUACCAGCGCAUAAUCGACCUGGACAACCAUUCAGUCUCGAGACGGAGGCAGCUGAAAUACGCAAGCUAGCAGAGGCACAAGCGCAAGCUGAGGAUAUGGCUAAGAAGAUCCUCGCUGAGCUUAAGGCCAAAGAGGACCUGCUUGCUAAGCUCAAGGGGGAAAACCAGGCUGCCGCUGCCGCUGCCAAGUCAUAG